AUGGCUUCAACAGCAAUACUAUCCUUCUUGCUCUUAUUUUCUUUGAUCACUUUGUCAUUUGCAUUGGACAUGUCAAGUGGACGUAGUAACAAGGAGGUUAUGACCAUGUACCAGAAAUGGUUAAUAAAACACCAAAGAGUAUAUAACGGAUUAGGAGAGAAAGACGAAAGAUUUCAAACAUUUAAAGAUAAUUUAAAAUUCAUUGAUAAGCACAAUGCUGAAAACCACACUUAUAAAGUUGGAUUGAACGAGUUUGCAGAUAUGAGUGAUGAAGAAUAUCGUAUGUAUUUGGGUACAAAGAGUAAUAAUAUUAAAAAUAAGAUCAGCAGUGAACGAUAUGCUUAUAAGACAGAUGAUAAUGAUAUAUUGCCUAAGUCUGUUGAUUGGAGAUGGGCUGUUGGUAGUAUCAAAAACCAAGGAAGUUGUGGAGCUUGUUGGGCGUUUUCUACAGUAGCAGCAAUCGAAGCGAUUAACAAGAUAGUGACAGGGAGUUCUAAGAAUUUGUCUGUACAAGAGCUUGUGGAUUGUGAUAGAAUAAGAAAUAGUGGGUGCGAAGGUGGAUACAUAUACGAAGCCUUGGAGUUCGUUGUGAAUAAUGGUGGGCUUGAUUCAGAGGAAGACUAUCCAUACCAAGAACAAGACGGCACAUGUGACGAAGGAAAAAAAAAUAGCAAGGUAUUGAGCAUUGAUGACUAUGAGCUUGUUCCGAGAUAUAACGAAAAUGCAUUGAAGAGAGCUGUGGCUCAUCAACCUGUCGUCGUUCAGAUUGAGGCUUAUGAAAAUUCUUUCAAACUUUAUAAAUCGGGGGUAUUUACUGGUUAUUGUGGGACAAACUUAGAUCAUGCUGUGGUGGUAGUUGGAUAUGGUUCUGAAAAUGGUGUUGAUUAUUGGUUGGCGACGAACUCAUGGGGAACUAACUGGGGUGAAGAUGGUUACUUUAAGAUUCAGCCCUAUCAAAAAACUCAAAUGCUUGUUACAAGUUCUUGA
Vicia faba (fava bean) is the source of this 987-nucleotide messenger RNA. NCBI's taxonomy places the organism in Eukaryota, Viridiplantae, Streptophyta, Magnoliopsida, Fabales, Fabaceae. The record is from the annotation of a GenBank genome assembly.